AUGGCGAAGCAGAAGAGUAUUCUUGUCAAGUUGAUGAGCCAGGCUGGAACAGGGUACUUCUAUCUCACCAGGAAGAACCCCAGGAGGACUCCUGAGAAGUUCACUUUUAGAAAGUAUGACCCCGUUGUCAAGCAGCAUGUGCUGUUCACCGAGACCAAGAAGUUUAAGUGA
This is a messenger RNA of Guillardia theta CCMP2712, 171 nucleotides long. RefSeq lists its product as hypothetical. Gene Ontology annotation, cellular component: large ribosomal subunit; ribosome. Gene Ontology annotation, biological process: translation. The coding region runs from base 1 to 171 and encodes 56 amino acids. NCBI's taxonomy places the organism in Eukaryota, Cryptophyceae, Pyrenomonadales, Geminigeraceae. The transcript has a single exon. Gene Ontology annotation, molecular function: structural constituent of ribosome. The record is from RefSeq and is a predicted model, not a curated record.